Molecule: messenger RNA, 480 nt
Organism: Carcharodon carcharias (great white shark)
Lineage: Eukaryota; Metazoa; Chordata; Chondrichthyes; Lamniformes; Lamnidae
Gene: slx1b
Product: SLX1 homolog B, structure-specific endonuclease subunit
Exons: 3
Coding region: 1-480 (159 amino acids)
Biological process (GO): double-strand break repair via homologous recombination
Cellular component (GO): Slx1-Slx4 complex
Molecular function (GO): crossover junction DNA endonuclease activity; 5'-flap endonuclease activity
Source: RefSeq, a predicted model, not a curated record
AUGGUGGGGCGGGGCUUCCCUCCGCACGUCGCACCGGCCUCACCGCCCCGCACGGCUGAUGGACAGGAGGCGCCGGCCAAUGGCGACGCGCGGCGGGAGGGCGCCGGCCAAUCGGGAGAGGCGGGGCGGGACACCACGGGUGGCGGUUGGGGGGGGGGUCCCUGCGCCGCUUGGGGCUGCCCGGCCCAGCGCCUGACGGCGGCCCGACGACUCAAUCGGGGUUUCCAGGGGUCGGACGGCGCCGCCCCCGGCCGACCAGCCGCUCCUGCCGGCCCUCCCUCCUCCCCAUCCCGGGGGUCAGCCAUGGUCAUCGAGGUGGAGAGUUUCCAUGGGGUCUACUUGCUGUACUGCACCAACGCCAAGUACAAGGGGAGGAUCUACAUUGGCUACACUGUCAAUCCAGAGAGGAGGAUCUCACAGCACAACGCGGGCAAGAGGAAAGGGGGAGCGUGGCGAACCAGCGGACGGGGACCCUGGUAA